Porites lobata is the source of this 6130-nucleotide messenger RNA. The record is from the annotation of a GenBank genome assembly. Lineage: Eukaryota; Metazoa; Cnidaria; Anthozoa; Scleractinia; Poritidae.
AUGGCAAACUUCAGGCAAGAUCGCUUUGAGAAGUUCGUCAAGAAUGACCACAUAGAGGAAUUCUUUGAUAAUAUCGACCGCGUGUACAUCGUGCAGAGAAUCUGCAAAAGCGCUUACUUUGGUGCAUCAGAUGGUAAAAUGAAGUCAUUAGAUGACCAAACGGGCUCGGCGGAGAGGGGGCCAGUAGAUGAUCAGACGGAACCAGCGGAGGAAAACCCGUCAGUGGAUAAGACGGAAGAAGUGGAUGUUGGGUUGGAAAAAUUGAUUCUCAAUGGCGCUUACGUAGCAGCAUACCCACUUCAUGAUGGCCCUGAUGUUCUUGAACGCGACAAAAUCCCGAAGAAUGACCGUCAGUGUCUCAAACGUGACUGGGCCAGGCCUGGAAGAUUGUGUAAAUACCAGCCGUAUGACGCAAUCAACAAAUACUUUGGAAGUGAGAUUGCUAUGUAUUUCGCUUGGGUUGGGUUCUACACGGGAAUGCUAGCUCCGCUGGCCAUCAUCGGUUUAAUCGUGUUCCUGUAUGGAAUCGGUUCUGCUGGUGAUCACAUCCCCGUUAAAGAUGUCUGUGAUGAAAAUAACAAGGGAAAAUGGUACAUGUGUCCAUUGUGCGACAAGAAGUGUAGCUACUGGGAUCUCGCAUCUACUACAUGCGUGUAUGCUUAUGUUACCCAUUUCUUUGACAACGACUGGACAGUUGGCCUGGCCGUGAUUGCAUCGAUCUGGGGAACCCUGUUUCUUGAGUUGUGGAAACGUCGUCAGCGAAUACUAGCUUAUGAGUGGAACAUGGAUAGCUUAGAAGAAGAGGAAGAGCUCUUGCGCCCAGAAUUUCCAGCCUCCCGUUAUAUCACGGAGAAUAAGCUCACAGGAAAGAAGAAGAUAAGAAUUCCUAAGUUCGAGAAGUACAGCCGUUUAAGCGCUGUCGUCGUGUUGGUGCUGACCAUGAUCGCUUUGGUCAUCGCAGCGGUCGUAGGUGUCAUUAUAUACCGAGCUGCUGUUUUUGCAUCUCUUAGUGGUCAUUGCGACAGAAUGAUACACACCAGGGCCAGAAUCAUUACUUCAGCGACAGCAGCUUUCCUUAAUCUUGUUGCUAUCAACUUGAUGAAGUUCGUCUACAACAAACUUGCCUUGUGGUUAACAAACUUUGAAAAUCCCCCAACUCGUAGCGCCUAUGAAUACAGCUUCACCUGGAAAAUGUACUUGUUUCAAUUUGCAAACACGUACGCCUCUGUCUUUUACAUCGCAUUUUUCAAGUCUGAGCGUGUAAUUGGAACUCCGGGAAAAUACGAGCGAAUCGCUGAGAAAUUUCGAUUGGAUGGGUGUAGUGAGCAAGGGUGCUUUCUUGAGCUUUGCGUUCAGCUUCUUAUUCUCAUGGUUGGACAACAAAUCAUUGGAAUUAUCAUGGAGGUUGCCAUCCCGUAAGUACCAAAGACGGUUACUAUUUUUAAUAAGAUAGGGGAUAGCUUAGUAGAAUUCAAACUGCAAAUCCGGAUGUACUUCUCUUGCUAUAAUAUAUUAGGGUUUUCGCCCCAAUCUUUUGCUACAAGCAUGGGCCGGGAUAUUGUACCGUCCCGACUCAUGCGGUCUGCGCACGAUACUUUUAACUAUCUCUCUUUGUGUCUUUUUGCUCAACACGUUGGUGGCUGGGAGACGGACUUUAAAGCUUUCAGAGGUUGUUUUGGAUAGGGCUGUGCCCUGGUAUUACAACGUACCUUUAUUUUUCUAUUUAUAUAUUUGUUCAUUUACUUACUUAAUCCCUUCCCUCUCAUCCACUUCCAAUAAGAUCUCAUAUUUAUGUUCUUGCUUGUUGCAUAUGCAUCUAGGUACCUCAAGUACCGUUACAAGACUUAUAUGAGGAAAAAGAACAAAAAGGAAGAAACGGAGAAUUAUCAAAUCGAUUUCGACCUGAGCCCAUUUGAAGAUCAUUUCAUGUUUUGGGAGUAUCUACAAGUUGGUGUGUAACGAUAAAUUGUCAAAAUGUUACUGAGGCGAAUUUUGAAUGGGUUACAAUGUAGAAAUGUUUUUUUAAUGAAAUUAUCCAUGCUACUUCUAGUAAGAAAAACACGUUUUUCCAACAUAGUCUUGUAAACUCGUAUAUUUAUGCCAAGUAUCUUUAUUCUGGAGAGCAAGGCCUCAGCAGUGAUCGAUGAUGAUCUUGAGGCGUUCAUCCUGGAACUACAACGUGAAGACCUCUCUGGGGAGAAGGUUCCUAAAUAUCGUCGACAGACACUUCCCGAAAAAUACACUAGAGCUAAGAUACUCCUGCAUGCCAAAUAUGAAAACAAUCAUCUCGUGACACAACAAAAAAACUGCUAUCAGAUUGCAAUCGGUCCCGAAAUUCAACACAAAUACUCGACAAAGAGUGUAACUGCAGAAAAAAUGAUCAAUGCCCCCUCGAAGGAAAAUGCCUCGCAUCAAACGUAGUCUACCAAGCAGCAGUCACAACUGAAACACCAACAGAUUCAUACGUCAGACUCGCGAGAAACCUCAAAGAACGUUACAGAAACCACACAUGUCUUCCUUCUGACAUCAAAAUAAGAGACACGAAACUGAAUUAUCAAAGCACAUGUGGACACUCAAAGACAACAAAAAGCCUUUCAACCUAAAAAAAUCAUCAAGCAAUGCAAACCUUACAACAACGUUACUAAGAAAUGUAAUUUAUGUCUUUUUGAAAAAUUCAUUAUCAUUUUUAAAAAGGAUUUCUGCAUUGUAAACAGGCGAAAUGAGUUAGCAAGUUCAUGCCCCCACAGAAACCUCGUCAAUAACUUUACGAUAAAGAAACACAAUCUUCCAAAUUAUAAAUAGCAAUCACAUGAUUUAUAUGAUAAAAUAACGCUGUUUUUAUAUCUCAUAGCAACCGUAUUUCCACUUUUUUGCCAGUUAUUGUAAUUUAACGGUCAUGCAGUCGUUGAAAUUAUUACCUGAUCGAUGAGUGUGGUCGUCUUUUAGCCAUACGAAACAGAGCUGUAGUAAUAAAACGAUGCACUAGUCUUGAACCAGUUUGUGAAUGCUCCUCUAAGAGUUGAGCGCUCUCUAAAAUACGUUCAAAUGAAGUUCAAGAAUUUAUAUAUAAAAAUGUAUAUAUAUAAAAAAACGAUGCACUACCUCUGAAGUCUUGAACCACCCCUUAUGAGUUUCUGUAUUAACCGACACAAUUAAUGCACAGUGGAACCUUGUUAAUGCAACCACCGUUGGGCCAAAAACUCCUGGUCGUGAUAAUAAGGUGAUGGCAUUAACGGGAUCUUCAAAAUAAUAACAUGACUCAGUGGUUGUUAUGUUUGGGUCGAAAUAAUAUGGUCGCAGUAAGGAGAUUGUCGUGUAAACGGGGUAAUCGUAAGGCGGGGUUCCACUGUUCUACUGUAUCUUGAUUUUACAUAACAUUUGCAUUGCACACCACAAGCGUAUCGUCAACUGAUACAGCUUAAAGUGCUCCAAAAAGAAAUAUAUCAAAUAUUUAUGUAAUCAGUCAAUUUAUAAUAUAUUACCCUUCCAUAUACCUUAUGCAGGUCGUUUAUUAGUGUGUUCAUAUUGUUUUGUUCCUUGGUGAUAGUUUUACAGUACGGAUUCGCGACCAUGUUCGUGGCUGCUUUUCCACUCGGUCCUCUGUUCGCCCUCCUUAGCUCAGCCAUUCGCAUUCGAGCAGACGCCUUCAAUUUUGUGUCCCAGUUCAGGAGGCCCGAUAUUGUUCACGCCAAGGAUAUCGGUGCCUGGUUUCGCAUUCUCAAGCUGAUUACAAAAGUUUCCAUCUUAGUGAAUGCAUUUGUGCUGGCGUUUACCUCGGAGUUCAUACCUAAACUUCUGUACAGAGUGAAGUACUCAUCGGAAUCUUCCAGUGGAGGAACGCUGACUGGUUACAUCAAUAACAGCCUGUCUUCCAUUCACACGACUGACAUAUUUCGAAAAGAACCCGGAACGGAACCAGAAGACUCUUUUGCUCAAUUGCCAUACAAUGACUCAGUCUGCAGGUAUUUCAAAAAUAUUUUUGAAAAUUUGUUUUAAGUUCUUUUAUUUCACUUAUUUCAAUUCUAAGGUAAUAAUAGCAGGCGUCUCAUUUGUGUAUCGUUUGUACACAGGUUUGAAAAGUCGAACUGCAGCUAUAAUCUUGGGGGCUAUUUUCUGUCCAUUACGUACCUGAACGGUCUUUCAUUUUAACUCAUGAUGUCGACUGGCAAUAUUACAGAAACUAGUUCUGUAAAUAGCCUAGUAGCCAAAUGCAGAGAAAGGCAAUAAAGAACUGAGAAGACUUCUUGACAUCAGGGGACAUUUGAAAUUGCACGCACCAAGAUUGAGGGGCUAGCUGUUUAUGUGAUAGAUGUGAUUAUAUUUUAUUCCCUAGCGAGUUUCCAGAGUGAAGUUCGUAAUGCAUUCACACAUUUACAUGAUUGGAUUAAACUUCUCAGCAUACAAUGCAAGGCGUUCUCGCUCGAAUGGUGUACGCGCCAAGAUGCGAUAUGAACGCCACUCACCCCAGACUACACGAUUUGCGAUUAUCAAUUCGAAACGAAGUUCUUUUUCAGUUUACAUGAUACCAGAAUGAAAUUUCGUACCAGAGCGAGAAUUUCAUUCGGAAUGAAAACCGAAAUGAUCUCUUUCAGGAAUGACUUGUAAGGGAACAACAUUAUAUUUCAGCUAAAUUUCGUCUAGGCAUCAUGUGAACAGGUGCAAAGAAAUAUAUGGACAUGGAUGAACUCGUUCCGGGAUGAAAGUCAUUCCGGUAUUAUGUAAACAGACCUUGAAUUUAAGUCCCACCAGUAAAGAAUCCAGCCUUUACUACCUAUAAAGAAUCUUUUUUCCAGUUGUGCCUAGCAAGUCGACGUUAUCGUCUGAUAGAGUCCAGCAUUAGACAGUCUAGAUAGCGUGACCUCUUGUAAUUGUUUUCGCCAAUGAUUAAACAAAGGCCAACACACUCUAUUUCCCUCAAGGGAGAGGACUGCUGCGCAGACUGGUUUUUCUUUUGAUUUUUUUUCAGGUAUCGUGGCUAUCAUGAAGACUUCUGGCCUUAUAACUUUUCCAAGCAAUACUGGGAAUUGAUUGCUGUGCGCCUCGCUUUCGUAUUUGUGUUUCAGUUCACUGUGUUCUUGGUCAGUAAUUCCAUAACCUACUUGGUCCCCGACGUUCCAGAGAGUUUCGCGUUAAAGAAAAAGCGAGAGAAGGAGCUGAUUAAAAUUGAGUUUGGGAAUAAGGUGUUAAAAGCAAGAAGCACCCAAACAGCUUCAGUGUUUUCUAACGAAGUUGUUCAGCCCUUAGCAAAAGAACCUGUCGGGAAUCAACCAGUGGGGCCACACUUGGCCAGUGAGGAUGCUGUUGAACGGGUUAGUAAUCCAUUACUUCCCCUUUGUUGUCAAAGAUAUUACAACACUAAGCAGUUGAAUCUUUUUAGGUAAAUGAUUAACCAGGCAAUCAACAUAAAAAAGGAACUCUAAUCGUUAAUAAAAAGGGGGUGUAGCUAGGAUUUUUCAAAGGGAGUGGGGGGGGGGAUCCACACUGUCACACCCACAGUCCUUACCAGAUUGGCAUGUCGAUAUCUACGACUUGUUUUACUAGAAGUAACUUUUUUUUUGGAUGAGCAAUGAACGUGGAGGGAGGGACAAGUCUACAAAAUAGCUGCAUGGAUGAAUUAAGACAGGAAGGGUCGAAUUUGUUGUCUGUUUAAACCAAUGAAUGUCUGCUCUGACAUUCAUAAUUUUAGAUACGAGCAAGAGCAUGGUCCACUGCAGAUGGUCGGUCCUGCAAAUCUAGCACUGGAGAAGAUUUAUUGAAUGCUAGUCAUGCGGAUUCGCGCGUUUUCGCGACCUGAAUUAUAGGGACACAAAACAAUUAUCUCACAAAGGGGGAGUCACGGGCACCCCAGGACCCUGCCCCCUAGCUACGCCCCUGACAAACCUCACGUGAUAUAAAUUCGUCAUACGUUGGUCACUUGUUUUUCUUUAAAGAUUCUCUUUCCUGUUAAGGCGAAAUGAAGGUUCUGGGUGGUUAAAAAUAAGGGUGUCCUCAACAAGGAAAAAGAGAAGAAAAAUUUUGCCUCUGUUAGCCUGAGCAUUCUCGUGUGUUUAUGAUAUAAAUUGCUGUUUAAUGUAUUUCUUUGCAGCCACUUGAAGGCACGGGUCAACAAUGGCAACAGUUACCUGAGUGA